AUGUCCUCUGUAUCUUCAAGCGCAUCAUCGCCUGAUGUACUGGGCCCCGAAGGAGACGCGCUGUAUCUCAUUUCAUCACCAGUGCCCGAGUUCCAUGGACGACAAAGCUGGGUUCCGCCGUAUACGAUGCACACACCACGGCGACAAGAACGGGCGCCUCCGCGGACCUCCAAGCAACAAAGCUCCAAGACGAUGCGCUUCAAUGAUAUCAUUUUACCGACGAGUCCUAUGCGACAGCGAUCAUUGUCUCCGACAAAAAUGCAAUCAGAGGGAAAUUUAAGUCCCUGGAGGAUACGAGUGACGGUAGAAGCUGAGCAAGAAGAUGACGAGAACACUCGGGAUGGACCCCGGAAAAGACUCAAACCUUCUACUAUCACAACCAAGGUCCCGUUGAAGGAUGAAAUAAGUAACCCGCCGUCAGCAAAAAAGCGAAGAGGUCGCCCGCGCAAAUCUAACGUUCGCGAAAAGAGUCUUAGCCCUGUCAAGGGAAGUCCAGGACGGACUCCCAAACCCCAACCACCGGAUUCUAUAAGCCGACCGCGCGGCCGGCCCCGAAAGAGCUUGCAAACAGAGACAGUCGUGCAAAGCAUUGAGCCAGUUGGAAGUCCUGCGAGGAACAACAUGAUGUCAAGUACACUUGACGGGGUCGUCGAUAGAGAAUCUCCCACUCCGUUCAUGACUGCUGACAUGGGGUCACCGUCCGUCGCAUCGUCAGAACCUGAUCCUUUCCUUGAUAUGGCCGGCUCUGGGGCCUUCGAAGAACAGCCACCAGGUCUAAAUGCCCACCGUUUCUCUCCACCCGGUAGCACUGAAAUGCCUAAUAAAAGUGCGAAAUCUGUACGGGUCUCGGAAAUCGCGACACCCCUGGCGUCGGUCUCCCCUGUCGGAAGGCUCAGAGGAUUAACACCCGAGAAUACAUUGUACGCAGGACAUACUCCUCGUCGACUACGCAGAAACUAUCCGACCCCGACUUCAUCGUCGCUCCUUGAUGGAAAUGGAGAUAAGUCGACAACAGUUCAAAGUAAUGGCACACAGACUAUUACAGACCCAACUGAUGUCCAUCAUGAAUACGAUACUAUCAUGGAGAGUGAAGAUUUCAGCAUGGUCUCCCUAGAUACACUUCCUUCCGCAAAACAAGCCGGGCUCAGCUCUAUACUUAGCUCCUCCAAGGGGGACCACGAGUCUUUCUCUCAGAAACAGAAUGCGGUUAUUACUGAGCGAACAACGCGGAGGACUACAAAAUCACCUGCGAUUAGCAAUUAUGUUCCUGCGUCAUCCACAACACCAUACCAUAAAUCCCCGGAAUUGCAGAACGGAUUCGAAUCAGUGGACGAUCAAAUCGGGUCCGUUGACGCAGUCGUCAUGAAUGCCCCGGUAUCAGAACACUCAAUACGACCAGCGGCUGAAAAAGCGAGGAAGAGAUUUCUAAGUCUUGCCCGCUUAGUCCGCCUUGGUCUAAGUCUGCACAAAACUUUGAGUUAUCGACAGGAUCUUGACACUGAAAAUAGCGACGAAGAGGAGGAAGAGAUAGUUAGUGCAAGUGAAAGGUUGAAGCAUAUUUUCGGCGACCUUGAUAUGGAGUCUCGGCGCCAACUUCAAGCUGGUCUUAAAUUCGGCGAGCUUGUGGCUCGUGGUAAGAUGAGGUCCAGGAGACUAAGAAGGCAGGAGGAAAAAAGGACGAGCGAAGCUCGCGAGAGAAAUCAUAGCGCGGAGCAAGAACCUACCGAAAGCCCGCAACAACCGGAUACCUUUUCUGAUGAUGACGAUGAAGAUGAAAACUUACCAGAACAACCUGAAAUGUCAAGAAGCCAGCGGCUAGAAGCGGAGUGGCAGCAAGAACGUGAACUAGUCAGCCAACAAAUCAAUAUGGCAGGGUCGGAUAACGUGAUUGUGCUUGACAGCGAUGAGGAUGUCUCGGAGCAAGGCGAAGACGUUCAAGAGCAGGCUCAUGAAGGCGAAGGUGAAGAUGAAAACCUGGAAGAGGGUAGUGAAGAAAUCGAGGAUGACGAAGAUUACGGAGAUGUCUGGCAAGAGGAAGCCAGAAAUCAUGAUUCUAGCUCUGCUAGACAUCAGACAUUCACAUCAUCUGUAGAUGGGAAACAAUCGAUGACUGACAUCCCAAGACAAGCUAGUUCUCCCAGGAGCGUAACUCACCGCUAUGCUUGGGAUCCAGCCAAGGGCGAAAUUCCGCCACUGGGAAAAUCACGUCCGGCUCAAUUACGCGAACGGGAGGUUGAUUUGGCGGAUUUAUUAAAACCUCGCGACACUCCCAAGUCACGUCAAUACUAUGCAAACAGCAGUCCUCACUCGGCCCUGAGUCAGAGACUACAAUCUGAUAAGAGCUCUAGAUAUGGUGGAAUUAGUCGUGAUGUGUCGUCACCGAUAAAGCCAUCUUCACUGGGCACUCAACUGGUCGACGACGACCCUGAAGAUAUGCAAGAUGAUAACGUGGAUGACGGAGUCUCUGAUGACCAGCAAGCUGAAGAGCAAGAGGAACAAGAAGAAGUUGAGGAAGAAAUGGAGGAAGAAGAUGACGAUGACGAUAUUUAUAUUGAAGCAGGGAGAGAGGUUACGAAUGAGCAUACUUCUUUCGCUACAUCGGUUACAACACCGGAACAGACGAUAUCUGGACCAAAGCAGUCAUGGUUCCGACGGAUAACGAACAAUUUCACUCCAGGCUGGUGGACUGCAUCGAAAGAAGUGCCUUUGGACGAAUCUCAAAGCCCGCCCUUCAUGACGGAGGAACAAACCCCAAGUCUAAAACGAUCUCGUGCGUCCAGAGAUGCAGAAGAGACUAGAGAGAUGGAGCAAGUAACUUCGGUAACUUCUACAGUGCAACGGCGAAUCAAGAAACACCGACUCUCUUCUUUCUCAUCGCCAAAACUUCUUGCGACGUCGGGCUACUUUACCGACGCGCAUUACGUUGCCUUAAAACGUCUUUACUGGGAAGCGAAAAGAUACCCCGAACGCUUCCCAUACCAUCCAACACCACACCGUGAUGAAAUGCUCGGCGAUUCCCUAUGGACAUCAGACGGCGAGCACGGUCUACCGAUUGCCAAGAUCCAAUUCGGGAUCCUGGAUCGGUUCGUCUCCGAAUUGAUUAGCGCUGAUAUCCGGAAUGGAGGACGGGGUCAAAUCGGAUGGACAGAAGAUGACCUACACAAGCGGCUGUUCAGUAUUAUCGUGGGUGACGAAAUUCGGCGAGAGCGAAGGGAGCAGCGACUGUUGCAAAAUUACUAAGUCUCAUUAUGAUACGUCUUUUUAUCUAUGUUUUUCUUUCCAUAUAUUGAUU
Talaromyces stipitatus ATCC 10500 is the source of this 3292-nucleotide messenger RNA. RefSeq names its product AT DNA binding protein, putative. NCBI's taxonomy places the organism in Eukaryota, Fungi, Ascomycota, Eurotiomycetes, Eurotiales, Trichocomaceae. The record is from RefSeq and is a predicted model, not a curated record. Bases 1 to 3240 code for a protein of 1079 amino acids. The transcript has a single exon.